AUGAAGAAGGACAAAUCCGAAAUCAUUAUCAAAGAACCUCGCUCCAAUGAUAUCUUACUUGGAAGAGGAGGCUCCUCGAUCCACAAUCCAAGCAAUGUGAGAUAUCGCGGCAUGGUCAGAGAGCACAAAAAGGAGUAUCAAACAUUCACACGGCUUCAGAAGACACAGCUUGCGGAACAACUGGUUCGCACAUGGCAAGAUCAAACUCCUCCUGGACGAUUCUUGGAGAAGGACGACAAGACGGGCUUCUGGCAUGUCAUUCCCGAAAAAUUGGCUCGACGCAAGACGUCGCAGCUUCUCCGUGAAGGAGCUCCCAAGAUUCGACGUCAAUUGAAGACCGAGUCGGUGCAAAAGAAGCAACAGAAGGAAGAGGAAGAAGCCAAACGAAGGGUUCAAUCUCCACCUCCGCAGAUGGUGCAACAGCCAGUCACCGCCUCGCCUGUCCCCGCCACGCCGGUUCCGUCUCAGCGACCAUACUUUCCACCAGGCCACUCCUACAGCGUUCUGAGAUCAUCGCCUGUGCCCUCGCACCACCACCAUCAUCACUACGAAUACAACAUGUCCUAUCCCAUGACGCCUCCUCCUUCUCAUUAUCCCACGCCGCACUGGCCGCAUUAUCCCACGUACCAAUCACCUAGUCCAGUGACAGUGCCUCCUAUUACACCAGCAGCCCCUACCAAGCCUGGACCGACCUCCUCUCCGGCUCUGGUUCCUUUGGCUUCCAAACAGGACACUGUCCAGAAAACACACGUUACUCCUUUUACUCCCAGACCAAUCAACAGCAGUACUACCAGGACUCAAUCUGCCGCAACACCCCUCCAACCUAUUACACUGGCCGACGUCAACCAAAAACCCAAGAAUUACAAGCUGCGCAAACCACCCGCCGUCAGUCGCAGCAACAGCUGCAGCAGUACGGGAAGCAACUGUAGCGGCAGCAAAAGUAAGUCCAAGAGGGGCUUUGCUACAAUCCCCAAUCGACACGCAGGAGAGCCCUGGAAGCCGGUCGUCAAACCGCCGUCGCCCGAGUCGGUGCUCGACUUUUUCGACCACGCGGAUGACGUCCUCUUGAGUGAUUUGCCGUCUCCGUCGCUGAGUGACUUGCCGUCCCCUUCCUUUACGUGCAGUGACAUUGAUGACGACGAUGAUGAUAAUGCGCGUCUACUGGUGCCAACUUCUACCAAGUUCUGGGAACGAACCCCCCUCGAACCGUUGCACGAAGACCAAGAAUUCUGCCCUCCCGUGCCCAUUCGAGACUGUAUGACGGUCCGAGAAGACUCCAUCUCUUCGGUGCUAUCCUUUCCACAACCCUUCUUGGCCGACUGCAAUAGCAACAAUCCAACCUUUUCCUUUGGCAGCAGCAGUUGUUUGGAGGGACCCAACCGAUCCUUUGACAGUACCAUGGAUAGAGUCGUCCAAGCGGAUUCCGAUCUCGACCGCAAUGCUGCCAUUGAUAUCCUCAAUGAACUCGACCGGGAAAUGGAAGCCGAAUUCUUGCUCCCCUGUCAUUCUUUCUAA
Molecule: messenger RNA, 1515 nt
Organism: Seminavis robusta
Lineage: Eukaryota; Bacillariophyta; Bacillariophyceae; Naviculales; Naviculaceae
Source: the annotation of a GenBank genome assembly